AAGCCUUAGCUUGUUUCUUUCCACUCUCGCCUUGGCAUGGUUGCUGACGACCUCAACUUUUAUACAACACUGCACUGAAUGGUACUCACCUGAUGGCAGCCAUGGCGCAGAAUAGGCGAAUGUCAGAAUCAUAUCCUGGAUCUUGGAUCACGGCAGAACCUACAGCUAUCGCAAAUACCCCGGCCGAUUCGCAGGAAUGGGUCAAUCAUUGGCGCAGUAUCUAUGCUAGAGACCUUAUCGACUCCCGGAUCGUCACUGUGGAUGCCCAAACCAGCGUCGAGGAGGCAUGCGAGACCCUUCUUACUGAAGACAUACUAUGCUUGACUGUCAUGUCUAGUGACGCGACCAUCGGACUGUUCGAUUUUUCGGAUGUUAAUGCGUUCUUGACUCUGGCGGCCACGCGACACACCUUACCACCAGAUGAUUCAAGGGAGAAUCGUCGCGUUCAAGAAAUCGUUGCGGCUGCCCGAACAGGCCAUGUACCCGUUCAGCUUGUCAGCAAUCUAUCUGAGAAGAAUCCUCUCGUUGUUUUACCUUACGAUGCCACGAUUAUAUCUUUGUUGCAGCAUUUUUCUCAUGGAACACAUAAAGUUCUUGUACAGAAAGCGGAAUCUACAAAUGAUUACUUGGGCAUAGUCUCCGAUCGACGACUCCUAGCCUGGUUUUCUUCGUAUGCCUCAGAGAAUCCUUCUCUUAGGAACUUCCUUUCUAAUCCUCUCCAUGCGUUUUCCCUCCCUUCUCUUAAUUUGUAUUCUUCCGUUGUUGCAGCUACCUCGACGGCUAGUGUCUUGGACGCUAUGAGAUUAAUGAGUGAAGAAGGCGUUAGCAGUGUUGCCGUUGUUGAUGACGAGUCUGCGGUACUCCUCAGCGCCGUGAGCGUAACAGACAUCGGAAAGAUUGUCGUUCCAUCGGAAAGCAAACAUAUCUUGUCGACUCCUUUGCACCAAUUAAUUGCCCAGAUCAAGGAUCCUGACGGGUCUGAAGAUGGUGCAGACAAGUAUCCAGUAUAUUCCGUUCUUCCCACCAAUAGUAUGCUGUAUACGAUGCAAAAGCUACUAGCUACCAACGCACACAGGUUAUUCGUGACGCAGGACAAUUCAUCGGGCACAUCCUCUCCUCUAGCAUCCUAUAUCACCUCUGGAAAUCUUUCUGGCAUUGUCUCAAUUGUUGAUAUUUUGUCAAUCUUUGGUCGUAUGGCUAAUAUCGAAGACGUCGAUCCGAAGCGAAUGCAGCGCCACCGGCGCGCAUCGUCUUCAGCCUCUUCUCACUCAUCCCUGUCGGAUGAAUUGUCUCGCUCGAGGCCUAGUAGUCGGACAAGUGUCCGGCGAAGCAUGAGUCUCCGAAACCCGAAAGCAAUGAACCGGGAUUCGCGAGCUUCCUUCUCCAGCGUGGAGUCAGCCUCUCAUGCGAUAGAAAGGAACGCGUAGGAGAUUUUUCUUGGGAAGUCCAAUUGGUUGUAUUAUACAUGUAGUGACAUUCGUUGCUGGUUAAUUAAAUAUUAAAUGAAUGCGUCGAUCAUCGCUCCAUGUCGG
Messenger RNA from Desarmillaria tabescens, 1532 nucleotides. RefSeq lists its product as uncharacterized. NCBI's taxonomy places the organism in Eukaryota, Fungi, Basidiomycota, Agaricomycetes, Agaricales, Physalacriaceae. The coding region runs from base 93 to 1427 and encodes 444 amino acids. The transcript has 11 exons. The record is from RefSeq and is a predicted model, not a curated record. Gene Ontology annotation, molecular function: protein serine/threonine phosphatase inhibitor activity. Gene Ontology annotation, biological process: cellular response to glucose starvation.